AUGGCGGAGGUGGGACCUGAGAGAGUCCCGGGCUCCCAUCGCGGUCGGGGCCGGGGCCCGCGCCUCGGCCAUCGGCGACCUCAGACCUGGGAGAUUUCCGACUCAGACGCCGAAGGUGCCCCUGCUAGAGAAGUCGGCACGCCAGCCCGGAGUUCAGUAGGAGAGCGAAGAGCUGCGGCCAAGGCUUUACGGGCAGAUCAGGUCCUGGAGCGUCUGGUGGUGUGCGUGGACCCAGCUGUGCUGGAAGAUGCAGGCUCCGACAUCCUGAUGGAGGCGCUGGGUACACUAGGCUGUGAAUGCCGCAUUGAGCCGCAGCACCAGGCCCGCAGCCUACAGUGGAGCGUUGUGAGGCCCGACCCGGCCCUCAGCAAUGUGCCUCAGGAGGGGAAGGCUGAAAAUGAGCAGGAACAGUUGCUGCUGCUGGAACCCCAGGAAUUUCUUCAGGGUGCUGUGCAGCUGACCCAGAUGACAGACCCACCUUGCUCCGUCCCCUGGCUUUCUCCCGAGAGUCCCACCCGCUCCCAUCUGGCGGUCAUCGGACUGGAUGCGUACCUGUGGUAUCACCUUCAGCCUCAGAGGGGCGGUUCUCAGAAGACGUGGCCACCAAAGAAGUCAGAGGAAGCCCAGGCCAGGGUAGCCAUCAGCUGGUCAGAGGUGGAGGAGGCUCUGGUACUGCUUCAGCUCCAUGCAAACUUGGAUGUGCUGCUGGUAGCCUCGUGGCGAGAGCUGAGUCAGUAUGUGUGUGCCUUCACCAAGGCCCUCGCCCAGCUCCCCUCUAAGCGGUUCCGGGACUCCCAGGCCUUUUCUUUCUGUACAGCAGGGCACUGGGCCUCAGGCCAGCAAGUGACCAGAGAUGGCUCUGGGCUCAGAGGAGUGUGGUGGCGACAAAUCAGACAGUUCAACCGGGUCAGCCCAGCUGUGGCUGAUGCUGUUGUUACUGCCUUCCCCUCACCCCGCCUUUUGCAACAGGCUCUACUGGACUGCAGCACAGAGCAGGAGCGCCUGAGCCUCCUAGCUGACCUCCCUGUGAAGGCCCCUGGGGGCAAGCAGCCUCGCAGAGUGGGGCCUGACCUCUCUCGAAGAAUCUGUAUCUUCUUGACCACCACCAACCCUGACAUCCUGCUGGACCUGAGCUCUUGACCGCACCUUGGGUCGCCUCCUGCCCAUCAAUACAACAAGACAGGCCUGCCCAAGAAUCUGACUAAUUACUCUAAGGGGCAGGCAAGGAGGUUUGGGUCCAGCCCGGGGUAGACUCUGUUGCCCAAUGGUCAAACGGAAGCACCAUGGGAGGUGGGGGAGGAGGAGGGAAGCUGAGGUGAACAUAAGAGUGCAGGGUAGUGGCCUGGCCACAAGGGCCCUAGAGGUGACUGGGAUUUCAACUUGCUUUUGGCCUGGACACUUGUUGCAGGAAGCUUAGUAGCAGGUGUGAGUGCCUAAUUGUACUAUUACAGCCCCAUGCUGUCUGGAAGCUUAGGAUACACCCUCAGGGAGAAGUACUCAUAGAGAUCCAAGCCAGGCCCUCUCAAAGCUGCUGGACAGAGACAGAAGGUAAACAAUAGGCACAGGCAGCUUGGGCAUUUGUGAGGACGCUUUUAAUGAUAGAACCUAUGGGGACGAGACAGAAUCCCUUCCCAGGGCACCCACUGACAUCUCUGUGACAGGAGCAGGCGCUGACAACAUGCAAUGCAAGUCAGGAAAACCCCACAGACCUGUGGGUCGGGACAGCCCAUCUCUUCCCUGGGAUAUGAAUGCACUCCACUUCGUCAGCCAGCCUCCCAGGCUUGGAAUCUAGGUCCAGACGCCUGGCUGCAGCUCCCAGGAUACAUGGCAACUCAAAGGACAAACAGGAAGGAGUGCUGUUUCCCUACCAGCACAGGCGGUAGAACAGCUGUCACACUCCAUGGCCAACAGAGAAGACUGUCCUGGCCUCGGGGAGACAGGGAAAAGCCUAGACCUCCGUUCUCCCCUCUCCUGCUGCCCUGGAAGGGCAAGAAAGAAAGGUGUCUGCAUUCCCGGGGAGAAGUCAGCUUCUUCGGCAGCGCUUCCUCUGACAGGGCCUGGUCUCCCGGGAAUCUCUCUCAGCGGCUGGGGCAGCUGUGCCCGGAGGGGGUGCAGGGGAUGUCCAGUGGCUGCAGUUCAUGCUCAGGACCCAGCCCAGCUUGUUAUGCAGCACCUGCUUGAGGCCGGGUGGCAAGGGCAGGCCCUCGAGGGUGUCCCCUGAGUCUGGCCGCAACUGGCGCAGGCGGUAGCAGCACAGGUACUGCAGGGAUGUGGAGCUGGCACAGGAGCGAAUGACCUUCAUGCUGCUCUUGGCGGCGGUCGAGCAGACCAUCGGGUAGAACCUUCUGUUCUGAAGCCGAGUGGCAGCCACUCCUGGAAGGAAGACUCAGCCUGAGUGCCUUGCAGGUUGGCCCAAGGUGAGCAGCCUCAAGCAGUCUAAGCACAUGAGACAGACUCUGGUCUGACCUGGUAACCCCAACCUGGCUUCAGCCCUGCCCAUCUUCCCUCAGGAGCCUCAAGUCAGACUGCCUGGCCCCAGCCCAAAGGCACCCUCACCUAUGCACUUCCUAUUCUUGAAAAAAGUCAGUGUCCCAUGCCAGGUGUCCAAGUGUACGCCAAUGAUAGAGCCCUGGCCGAAGCGUGAAGAGAAGCUCGUCUUGUCGCCUUUGUGGUGGAGGAGCCCUGUAAGGAGCAGAGGUGUGAGCCUGGGAGGUCUGUGGCACUGCCAGCCCCACCCAUAGCCCAGGCAACACCUACCCGUGUAGGAGAGCCCCCAGCUGUCUUCAUCCCUGCCCAGCAGGCUGCAGAACGUGUGGUGGUACUUGUCCAGGUCUACGUCUGAUGUCCCGAUGCCCACCAUCUGCAGACAGUGGGGCUGGAAAGUUAGGUGCCUAGUGACAGGGCCCAUGGCACCAGCCCUCUUGCUAGGCCACUUACCAUAUCAGUGCCAUACACCGGAGAGGUCAUCUUGAUUUCCCAGAAGUGUUGGCCAUCCCCUAGCUCCUUGGUGCCCCGAAUGGCUGCUGUGCCACAGCUGUACUCCAUGUGAAAGCUAACCUUUCGAUUAUCACAGCUCAGCAAGGUGGCUGAGGACUUGUUCAGGUCAUCCCAUACCCAAUCAAAAUCUGUAGGAUAGAAGGCCCAGACUAGGGAGGGGCAGAGCAAAGUGGAGCCUUCCAACCCAGAGAACCUGCCCAGCCCUGCACACGUCCCUACGGCAAGACACUCACCCUCAUCCUCCUCACCACAACGGCAGUCCUUGCCACGGUGUGCUGUGUGUAAACUGUUGCAGAAGGUAGCCUCAUUCUGGCCCUCACAGUCACAGAAGGACUCUCCUGUCACAGGCACAGCACUGGGGAUGGAUGGUGGCAGGGAAGAGUACUCAGGGUCAGAGUCGGAGUCGCUGUGCUGGGAGGGAGGGAGGGAAGGAAGGGGCAGGUUGACCUGUUGAGGACCGCUCUCCCACUGCCAGGCUACCCAACCCUUUUCUCAGAUCCACCAGGGAGAAGCCAGAACCUGGGGCUCUCCAAUGCUCAGCAGAGGCAACUUGAACGCUAAGAUGCCUCACCCAAAAGACAACAAUGGGGGGUGACUUCUCUCUCAUUUGGCUGCUUAAUAGAUCUCUGAAACUCAUUAUAAACCUCUGCCCCAUUUCCACACAGCGCCCACCUCCUGUCUUCUCUAGGUAGUUCAUCUCCUAAACCACAGGGCUGGUGCUGUCAGCAAGGUCCACACAGCCCAAGACUUAAGCCUCAGAACGUGUGUCUCCAUCCCCUGCAAGGUCACUGGAAUCUAGAGGGGCAAGCAGGCUUAAUGAGGUCUAAUGGGCUAAUGCAGCUGCUUCAAGCCUCAGCUGCAGCAAACUCCUCAGAUGCAGUCCUGUGGCUUGGGCUCUCAGGCCUCAGGGCCUGGUCAGGGAUGUAGACAAAGCUGAGCUGGUCAGGUCCCCACUGCUGACUGACCAGUCAACUCCAUUGUCUCCAGCUGCUCUGCAGGCCCUUGGAGCCCUGUAUUGGUGCUAGGGUUCCAGCUGGCUGCCUUGACAGUCCCUGAACUUUUGACCUCCGCCUCCUUGAGCUGCCCUGCUGUGCCCCACACAGUGGUCCAGGACCCCGCUAUAACCCUGACAACAUCAUAGUCCUAACACCCACCCUGCAGUUGAAUCUAUUUACAGCCACAUGGCCAUAGGGCAGGGCACUCACUGCACUUCUCUACAAGGAAGCAUUCAGCCACCAAGAGGAGCUUGGACCAUGUUCACCCUGUAUUCUUUCUCCUCACAAUACUCAGGGUCUCCACCAUCCUACUCUCUGCUUCCUUUGCAAGAUCACCAGCUCCUCAGGGAGGGCCCCAAGUCAUCUAGAGAUGGAGAACCAUCAUGGUGCCAGUUAUGAGCAGCUGAGGAAAUGUCCAGCAAUAGACCACUGAGUGGGGACUGAAAACCAGCAUUUAAUUCUGGGCCCUGUGUGCUGGAAUAGGGAAUAUAACACCACAAGGAGCCACGCACAGGAUGUUUGAUUAACCAAACAGACCAGCUACUUUGCCUGGAGGAAAGGCUCCUACCUCAGAGCAGACCUUGUACCCCACUGGCAAAGAUGGGAUCUUCCAAAGCCAAGGCAGAUCCACUGAACAAGGAGCCAAUCUGCCUAGGACAGGAGGAAGGGAGGGUGCUGCUCAACCCAACCUGGGCCCAGAACACCCAGAGCUGCCUGCCACAUGACUGCAAGGCAAACUCAUUACAUGACGGAGGACAGGCAUGCAUGUGUCACGGAUGACUGGGAGGCAGGAACAGGCCACAGGCUGCUUCAGGUGUGUCGUCAUUUGGAACUGGAGGCUUAGCUGAAAAUUUGGACUGACUCUCAAACUCAAAAGCCCCCACGAAGGGCCUAGGGCACUGCUGACCUAUCAAGUCAAGUUUUCCUCACAAUCUGGUGAUCCCAUAGGCUGCUUGAAGGGACUCUGUUUCAGAGAGCUGUGACAUCAGAGUAGAGGCAGUCAAUAUGGGGCAGAGCCAGAAUUCCGGUCCGUAUCAGCAAGGCAAGUCACAGCCACCUCCAGGAGCCGAGUCAGGUACACUAAGUAAGCUGGGUCUCUACCCUGUGCUCAGAGUCUCCAACAAAGGAAGUCUGGGGACAUCUGAACUUUAAAAACUAUAAUAGUAAAAAAGAAUUUGCUGAUGACCCCAAGGGUGUCACAUGUAGAGAACUGCCUCCUGACCACCACGUGUUCACAACAUACGUGUGCCCACACACAAUAAACUGCCUCAAGUCCUA
This is a messenger RNA of Rattus norvegicus (Norway rat), 5270 nucleotides long. The record is from RefSeq and is a predicted model, not a curated record. Lineage: Eukaryota; Metazoa; Chordata; Mammalia; Rodentia; Muridae.